Molecule: messenger RNA, 555 nt
Organism: Lathyrus sativus (Indian pea)
Lineage: Eukaryota; Viridiplantae; Streptophyta; Magnoliopsida; Fabales; Fabaceae
Source: the annotation of a GenBank genome assembly
AUGGAAAACAGUGUUGCAUAUGAGAAUGAUCUUAACAUGAAGGAUACUGAGUUAAGACUGGGACUUCCAGGAACAGAAGAAAAUGAGAAUGAAAAAGUACUAUCUGUUAAAGUUUCCAACAAAAGAUCAUUGGUUGACACCUCUAAGGACAGUGCCGGUGGUUCAAAAGCCUCUGAAUCUGAUGCAGCACCUCCUUCUAAGGCAAAAAUAGUGGGGUGGCCACCAAUAAGAUCUUACAGGAAGAACAGUUUGCAAGAGGCUGAUGCUUCUGGGAUUUAUAUAAAAGUGAGUUUGGAUGGAGCUCCUUACCUUAGAAAGAUUGAUUUGAGAAUCUAUGGAGGCUAUGCACAGCUUCUCAAAGCUUUGGAAAACAUGUUCAAGUUAACUAUUGGUGACUAUUCAGAAAAAGAAGGUUAUAAAGGAUCUGAAUACGAACCUACUUAUGAAGAUAAAGAUGGUGAUUGGAUGUUAGUUGGAGAUGUUCCAUGGAAUAUGUUUGUGACAUCUUGCAAAAGACUAAGAAUCAUGAAAGGAACAGAAGCUAGAGGUGUUUGA